This is a messenger RNA of Arachis ipaensis, 635 nucleotides long. NCBI's taxonomy places the organism in Eukaryota, Viridiplantae, Streptophyta, Magnoliopsida, Fabales, Fabaceae. The record is from RefSeq and is a predicted model, not a curated record.
GUUUUGUUCUCACUGGAGUUGGAGAGUGCAAUAAUCGAGUUAUACCCUAAGGAUGAGGCCCCAAGGACCUCCACUUCCUCCUGGAGGGCCUGGGCCUCCGGGCUUUCCCGGCCCACUAUCCGUACUUGGCAACUUCUUCAAUGGGCUAUGUAGUGCCAUAUCUUCUUGUUUCUACAUAGUUUGCUGUUGUUGCUUGCUACAAGAGUGUUUUGGUGGGCCAGCUGAAUCGCCACCUCCCCCGCAGACUCCGCUGCUAGCUCCGCCUCCACCUCCACCUCCCCCUCCACCGGCGCCACCUGUACCUACACCGCCACCACCCGGACCUCCUGGCCCUGAUUUUUCUCCUGCUCCUCCAAAUCCUUAUGGGCCUCCUGGUCCUUCAGGCCCAUAUGCUCCUCCCGGGCUUCCUGGUCCUAUUGGCCCACCUCCUUAUUAAGGAAGUAAUUUUUUGGCGGUCCAUCAUAACUUAUAACCAACAGCUCCUUGUCCAAAAAAAAAACGGCUCAAAGAAAGAAUAAAUAUAAAUGUUUCUACAUUUUAAAUAAUAAUAAUUUUAGACCAAAGAGCUUAAUGAUGUAACCAAAUUAUGGUGAUUACAUUGCCAUGAGAAAACCCCUAGUCUAAUGCUUGUUUUA